AUGCAACAAAAGUUAGUGGGAGAAGGUCGGAUUAAUGAAUUGAUGGAGACAGUGGAACACCUGAAAGCUGAAAACAAAACGAAAGAAUUGUUGAUUCUUCAACAAAAAGAAGAAAUUGUUCUUUUGAAACGAAAACCAAGAGAAGUCAAAUUGAUGGACUACGAUGAGUUAAAAAGAGAUAAAGGUGGAAAUGAGAUGAAAAUUUGUCUUGCAAUUGGAAACGUGGAGUCAACAAACAGCUCCCACAAUCUCAUUCCGCUAGGCAUCUUCAAUGACGAAGAAUCUUCACAUGCGUUGCUGAAACACAUUCCCACCGUCAUCGACCAGCUCAACAAUCUGAAGGCAUUCCUCAAGUCUGCAUCCUUCGAAUACUGCUUCAUUACUUAUAAAGAUUUUAACAAUGCCCACGAAAUACCGAAUUUUUUUGGACACCCACAUCACGUCGAUCCAAAUAACACUACUGUUCAACGUUGGUCAUUCAAGUACCCGAAUUCAUGCAAAGAUAAUCUGCUUAUCGUGAUAUUCGUCAUGGGAGGCUACUUGUCGAGUCAACAAAUCGAAACAAGCCCGACGGAAAAUGGAGAAUUGGCUGGAAAAGAAGAAAAAAAAGAAGCAAAAGAAAUGACUAAGCAAAAUGACGAAUCAAAUCUGAUAACAUUCAAUCCGAGCGGCAAUUUCACAAAUUGCCAAUUCGUUGUGAACAUCAGACCGGAAGCAUCAGUUCCGGCUCCGAGUUGUCAACAGAAGGAUCGAGACUCCAAGUUGCCGAUUGUCUUCACGAGAAAAUUCCAUCAGAAGCCGAUUUCAACGCUCAAGACGACAGUUCGACCGGCGAAGAACGAGCAACAAGCCUUGGGGAAGGACAUCGUCGUAGAUGAUCAGCCAGGAAGUACUCCGAAACGGCUGAUGUCAAGAUGGAGAGGAAAACAACAAAAACGAGCUCGUCGUCUUCUAAUCAUCAUCAAGCAUGCCGAUCACUCGUCAAGUCAAUCUCUUCGUCAAUCGCGAGGAGGUUGCCGCUACGUUUCAGGACAGCAAGGGACACACGAUGACGUCAGGAGAGCAGCAGCGACAACGGAUUCCAGAAGAAGUCAACACGAGAAGAUGGAAGGUGGAGAAACAACCGAGACCCGGAACGAUAUCUCCACGAAACCCAAAGACUCAGGGAACAAGAGGAGAGCUGAGAAGACGUCCGCGAUCCCCAUCCUCAUGAAGAAUAUAAAUCCGUAG
This is a messenger RNA of Caenorhabditis remanei, 1230 nucleotides long. RefSeq lists its product as uncharacterized. The transcript is spliced from 6 exons. NCBI's taxonomy places the organism in Eukaryota, Metazoa, Nematoda, Chromadorea, Rhabditida, Rhabditidae. The record is from RefSeq and is a predicted model, not a curated record. Bases 1 to 1230 code for a protein of 409 amino acids.